UGUUUGCAACGAGUAAGUUAGUCGCCACGUUUCCUGUUUGUAACCGAAAAAGUCUAAAGACGAUAAAAAUAGCAGCAAGACUGGUGCACUGCUCCUUCAACAUGCUCACGUACAGUUGAAGGGUUUUAUAAGACAAGAAAUUUAUUGACCAUUUGAGCCAAAUUCAAGAUGUCAGAUUUUCAAUGCAUCGGUGCAUAUGUGGCUGUUUCUCUGACAUCUAUAGCACUGCUGAUAUCUGUGUGUUUAAAUGUUGCACUCUAUUUAUUAAGAAGACAGGAAAGACGCAAAGCAGCAAACAGAGACAUAUUUGAAUAUGGAGAGGAGCCAUUCCGUCGAAAUUCAAUGCAGUCAGACAGGUUUGAGGAUGAGAUGGAAAGACAGGAAAAUCCAAUUUAUGGGAAUAUAUGUUUAGAUGGAGGAGGAACUUUCGGAAUUUCUGAAAAUGUGUGCUAUGAACAAAUGUCACAUGCAAGCGCAGCAAAGCGGGUUUUAAAGGUCCAGCAGGGAGAUGUGUCUUAUGCCUCUUUGGAUCUGACUGCCAAUAAAAAGCAUAGGAAGAAGAGAAAAUACCAAAAACAGGGUCAGACUCACCAGGCCAAAACAUGUUCGCAACCUUCUGCCCAACAGAACUGCCUGGACCAGGACACCGAGGAUGAAGUCACCCUCCCAUCCCGGACCAGCAGUCUCAUGGUAUCCCGCCAUAGUAUCUACCUCAACAGCCAUCAAGUAGCCCUGGAGGCAGAAGAGAGGGAGAGAGAGAGGGAGAGGGAGAAAGAAAAAGAAAGAGAACAGGAGAGAGAUGACAAUGGAGAGAAAGUGAGCAGAAAUUUGCAUGAAGGUUUUGAUCACUCACUCGGUAGAUCAAGACAAUGUCUAGAACAGAAUAGUUAACAGUUUGAGUAAAAAAAAAAAAAAAAACUUUUUUGUCUAUAAAAUAAUCACAGCAUACUGUGGGACGGAACUGGAAACAGCUCAGAAUUUACAAGCGAAAGAACUUAACGUCGUCGUAUAACACGGGUCACAGGCCUGCGUGUGUUGUGUAGAACUUGGAUGACAAGUGAGAAAAUUCUCAUAUCUGUCUUUGCAAAUGUAUGCAGUGGAAAUCAACAUCUCUUCAGAGGUUGUGUCAAAUAGAGAAUUUCCUCCAAUUUGCUUUCUUUUUUCUUGCAUUUGAAGACUAUACAUGUACUAAGAAAAAUAUGUUAACAGAUAUUUAUCUGCUUGAUUCUUAUUGCUGUAUUUUAAGAUGUUUAAGACAAAAAUAAAUGUUUGUGCAAAAGUAUAUUUAUGAAUAUUCAAGUCAUUUGGUGUAACGAUGUACUAUGUACAAAAUUAAAAUAAGAUGUUUUAUAACUUAUAAUAUGUUGUUUCAUAGAUUUUUAAUGUGACUUGUCUGAAUUACCUGUCGGCCUGCGGCCAAAUCACAG
Myxocyprinus asiaticus (Chinese sucker) is the source of this 1427-nucleotide messenger RNA. RefSeq lists its product as uncharacterized. The coding region runs from base 169 to 891 and encodes 240 amino acids. Gene Ontology annotation, cellular component: T cell receptor complex. Lineage: Eukaryota; Metazoa; Chordata; Actinopteri; Cypriniformes; Catostomidae. The record is from RefSeq and is a predicted model, not a curated record. The transcript has 6 exons. Gene Ontology annotation, biological process: negative regulation of receptor recycling; positive regulation of T cell receptor signaling pathway.